AUGGGAGAGAGGGAAACAGUAACUCAAGAACCUAACAAGCCUACUGAUGUACAAGCUGAGACUCAAACGAAGACUUCUAUUGAACUAAGAUGGAAAAAACCAUUGCCAAUAUCACUAGUUGUUGAUGAAUAUAUGAUUGAAGUAAAAGGUUCUAAAUCAUACUGGCCAAAGUACUCAUUUUCAGAGACUUACACGCAGAAUGGUGCACGAACUAACAUGGUAAUCGACAGUCUUGUGCCUGGUACAAGCUAUGAAUUCUGGGUAACGGCAUCAGCAGUAUGUGGUAAGAGUGAGAAGAGUGUAUCAAGCAAAAAAGACACAGACAUUGACAAUCCUGUCAAGCCUACAGGGAAUUAUGUAGCUCUAAAGGACAAAUUUGACGUUCCAUUAUGGUCAGUUGAUCCAGUCAAUGGACCAAUCAGUUCAUAUCAAGUUAUCGUAAUCAAAGGGAACAAAGAUGUCAGUGACUUACCAACAAAUAUCAGUGGCUACAAAGAUGCACAGGAGCUUUACGUCACAGCAGAACUGAAACCAAACGAGAUCAAGUCUUCUUUUCCUGUUGGUGACAAUAAAAUAUAUGGACAAUAUAAAAAUGUACCACUAGACAAAGGAAAAACAUAUACUAUUGCAGAGAGAGCGAUUACUGAACACGAAGGAAAACUUUACGCGGGCCAAGCUGCAGUAGUAGCGAGAAUUGAAGUGACUCAAGAUCCACCGGAAUAUUCCAAUUCGACUAUCUGGGUUUUAGAAGGCGACGAGGUCACUCUUGGCUGUUAUACAAGUGGUCCUGAUCCAAUAAAAUACUCUUGGACUAAAAGAGGAACUCCUUCGCUCGAUAGCGUCGAAGCGAGGGCAAACGGUGACGAUUUAAUUAUAAGACUUAAAAGUGACAAGGAAUUUGGUAUCUAUGUAUGUACUGCUACAAACAGUGAAGGAACGGUAGUGUACCGGAUUAACAGAGUGGAAUUGAAGAAAUACAUGACAAGGAAACCUAACGCAAGUGAAAUCAAAGCAAAGGAAGUUGUGUCUUACGUCAUUCCACUUGUAUUGAUCAUUCUUGGACUGAUCAUCUGUAUCGUUUAUUUGGUAUACCGGCUUCGGCGGAAAGAAAAACAACACAAUGAGAAACGAAUGAAGAGCAAGUCAGAUGAAAAAGAGGUCUCGAAUGACGUCAUAAACAAUCCAGACUAUGCUGAUGACAUCAUUAAAAAUUCAAGAAAACCACAAACUACAACAGCUGACGAAAUAGAAACUUCAGGCUACAUGGAAUUACAACCAAUACAAAGCAGUGAUACGGUUUACCAGUCGAUACAAGAGCCUGCAAACAGACCUAGAAAAAGUGAAACACCACACACGCGAGGCAUGACGGGACAUGAACAAUACAUGGACUUAAAACCAAGAGUAAACGAAUACGAAACACUACAUCAUAAAGAGAACGCGCCAGGACAAGACUACGAGGAUGUUGGCCAGGAUUUUACAAGAAACAUUUCUUCUCAUGACACGCAAGCAUAGUUUUAUGAGGAUUGCAUGUUUGGAUCGGGUAGCCCAUUUACCGAUAUUGAACGUUUUAAAAAAGAUCCGCCAAUAGCAUCAUAGUACUAAAAAUCGCAGCAAUGAAGUCUUAAAUGACAAGUUCUAUCAGAUAGAUUUUAAAAAUAUCGGCUUAUCUAUAUAUAUUUUUAUCAAUUUUUAAAUAUUUAAAUAUUGAUGAAUAUUCUAGUAUUACAAUAUCAUGUGAUAAGAGUUGUUCUAGUCAGUAGCACCGCAUUUGUAGUGUUAAAAUUUGUAGUCGUCUUAUCAUAGUACCAAAUUUGCCGGACUAUAUAUUCAACAAACAAAGUAAUUCGUCCUACAUCAUUACCGGUUUUAUUAUUGUUUCUGUAUUGUUCUUUUAAUCAACAGUAUAACAAGCCUCAAAAAUAAAAGUUGGAAGACAGGGCC
Messenger RNA from Actinia tenebrosa (Australian red waratah sea anemone), 1941 nucleotides. RefSeq lists its product as uncharacterized. The record is from RefSeq and is a predicted model, not a curated record. NCBI's taxonomy places the organism in Eukaryota, Metazoa, Cnidaria, Anthozoa, Actiniaria, Actiniidae.